This is a messenger RNA of Verticillium dahliae VdLs.17, 4218 nucleotides long. RefSeq lists its product as uncharacterized. The transcript has 2 exons. The coding region runs from base 1 to 4218 and encodes 1405 amino acids. Lineage: Eukaryota; Fungi; Ascomycota; Sordariomycetes; Glomerellales; Plectosphaerellaceae. The record is from RefSeq and is a predicted model, not a curated record.
AUGUCUUCUUUAAGGCCGCCACAGCCGCAUAGGACCGCCGAGUCGUCCAGAAUAAGGAGCGCAGGCAUGGGGUUGGACACAGCAGCGGAAGACCGACCGCCAACUGUUGGCCGCAAACCACGACAGCAGACCGAAGAAUCACGGCUUCCCGGUCAGGCAUCCGCCCCCUCUUACACACCCUCAAGCCGCGCUGCAUCAAACCCGGUAGCUAGGAGACCCUCCAUACCGACAGCAGCUGGACGUCCGUCCCUGCCCCAGAAAUUACCAUCAUGGGGCUCCAACACAGUCACAUCCCCAAAGCGCCCGGCUCAUGCCACCACACCUUCCACUUCUUCCUCCGGCAGAUCGCACGAUGGUCCGACGAAAUCCCCUCGCAACGUUCUGCGAAGGAAACAAUCAUCAGUCACCCAAGCCACCGUAAGCUCCGGAAGUCACUCACGGACCGAAUCUAGCAGGACCGGCUCAUCAUCGUCAAUUCCCCGUUCCACCUCCUCGAUGGAACCCUCGUCUGGACAGUCUCUAGAUCACGACUUUACUGAGAGCCCGAUGGAGGUCCGGGUAGCCCAGUCGAUCGAGUUGCCAAAGACCCAAGCUCACGCCGUUACGAUCUACCCAGAGCUCGACAGAUACAGAGGUAUCGCCCUCCGGCCCCCGGUUCUUUCGGACUGCUCCGGCCUCGAGGUCCCCUUCAAACUGUCCACACAGGAUCUGCCCCCCCCUACUCCUGCGUUUUCUGGCACUAGCAGCCAACUUAGUGCGUUCAGUGGCAGCCCUUGCACACGAUUUUCAGAGUCGCCGGGCCCCGGCCCCUACAGCCGCGACACGACGCCAACCUCCAUGUCGUCGCAGUCUCCGAGCCUGAUGUCUCCUGCCCGUUUCCCUCUACAAAAGCCGAGGCAACUGAGCCCUGUCUGGACGAGACCGCCUGUCACUCGGAGGCGUGGAAGCACGACAAACGAAGUAGACGUCAUCAGUGCGGACCCUCAAGGGCUGGCUGCCGUCCGAGAGUCCUUGACGUCUUCGUCAUCCAACUCCACGGUACGCGAAGUCGAGAAGAAAGAGAAGGAGAAGAUCAAGAAGAAGCGCCUUUCGCCCAUGCCGCCAAGUCCACCUCCCCGUAAGUCAUCUCAGAAGCAUCAGGAAGAGAGGGUAGCCAUCGAAGCAUCACCGCGACGCCAGCGACAGCUGGUACGACCAGACGGCGCAUCUCGUUCUCCCUCCAAAUCUCCAGCCCUCGCUUCCAGGUCUACGCCCACUGCACGUGAAACACCGCCUCUGCGACCCAGCAGAGAUGGCACCCCGGAUCUUCAGUCUCAGCUUUUUGGACCUCUGCCUAUCAUUCACAGCAACCUGUCAUCGGCUUCACUCGUGGCCGAGAGACUUGGGUACGAGGAUAGAGCUGGCCCAUCGGCCACUCGUAAAACUGCUGUAUCCCCCCUUCCUGGCAGUUCCGAAGCCCCAACCCGUCUGGUGGGUAGAGAGGCUACCCCCGCGCCUCGGCCGGCCACAGCGAGCCCUGUCAAGUCGGAGCGCAACACGCAAGCCCGCACUCCGAGUCCGAACACGAACACCUUCAAUGGCAGAUUUGCCUUUUUUGGCAGACGGGCCAAAACAACACCGGACAUCGCUCAGACGGAUACGAAAGACAAGCCAACACGCAAGGGCCCCGCUGCUGGCACCGGCCAUGAAGGCUACGGGCGUCUCGGCGCUCCUCGGAGGCGGAGUGGCGGCGCACUUUACAUGAAUCGCGCCAUAGCCGGCUCUGGGACGUCCCAGGAAAGCCUCAACAGUACGACGCACGUUGACCCCUUUUUGCGGGAACGCAUGAACCCCGUGGUGAUUUCUGGCGGCGAGAUUAAGGACAACAGGAACACUAGCUCCGAUCUCAGCCGGACUGAAAGCAACCAAAGCCUGACAAUGAGCCGCCCCAGUAUUGAAUCACGGGGUGGUUCUGAAGUCUCUACGACUUCAACUGCGGGUCGAACUGCCAUGUGGGCCUCUGGUUUGCCCAGCAAUCCAAAAGCCGGCUUCAGUCAUCGCCGUCCCUCGGAUAGCAGCGACUCAGAAGCUCUCGCCAUGACCCGCUCACACAAGACCUCGGAGAAGAAGGAGCCCGAACCUGUCGCGGCCACAGUCAAGGUCGUCCAACAGAAGCCAGAGGCCUUCUACUUUAUGAUGGACGGAUCUGAGCAAGAGGAAGGUGUUCCCACAGUGGAGGACGUUCUCCGCGAUGCGCAUGUGUUUGAUGAUCUUACCAAUGUCCCCACCCCCCCAAUGGUGGCAACUAGGAAACGAUAUCCAACAGACCCCUUGCCGCCGCAAGCGUCAGCACUACAGAUCCGGCGCGUCGAUAAAAAGUUCACCGACAAACCUCAAGAUGUGACAUUCUCUCAACAAGACGUCCUGGCUGCGAGGUUCACGCCAGCACGCCCUAGUCGUCUACCACAAGUGGGUAGAAUACCAAGGGUGAUCAACACCAGGCCCGAGCCUCCCUCGCCACGAAGUUUUUCUCGACCCUUCAAGCGUGUCAGCUACCAGGAGCAACCUCAUGCUACCUUUGUCGACCUCAGCUCGAUUGCCAAAGGCCCAAGCCCCCCCAACACCUCGACACCAGAGCUGUCUCAUGAGGUAUCCACGACUACCAGCACCGACUCCGCACCUGGCCAUACGAGCCGAGACUCGCCACCAGAGAUGAUUCAGAUCGGUCACGAGUUCCUUAAGUUUUCGCCCAACAAGAAGUAUCAACAACGUGAUAGCACAGGUUCUAGCUGUUCCGGCACGUAUGUCAUGGCCGCCACGGCAAUUGCUGUGCCCGACACAACCGGCCUCGGCGAAGAUGACAUCUGGGACGAGUACAACGACCUUCUUGGAGACGUCCCCCCCUCUGCAACUUCAUCCAAGGGUGUCCCCUUUCACCUCGAAAACUACGCUCCCAGGGAAAUCAAGCUUCUGAAGAAGAACAGCCAGAUUCUCGAAUCUCCUACUCUUGCACUGCCUUCUGCCAAAAGCAUUCGGUCUGUAACGGAGGAGGCCGACAGGUUCGCCGUUGAGUCGAGUGUUUACAGUGCCGACAUGACAGAACGAAUCAAGGCUGCCUUCGCCCCCAAGCCCGAGGAGACACCACCCCAGCCUCUCGCAGCCUCGGAUACUGCUCUCCGUCGCAGUGGUGAAGGAAGUCGCAGGCCCUCCCUGACCUCACAACAGAGGAAUAGCGACCUGUCUCGUAAAUCAACCGGCAGUAGUUGCAAGUCCUCCGAGGAUGAAUCCCCCCUGUCGCAGGUCAAUCUUCGUGUUGGGUCCAUGACGGUGAGCAAGUGGUUGUCUUUUGGACAUGUUCUUUUCAGUCCUGUCAGGGAUGAACUUGUGCCGGAAGUUGGAUCACUCAAGCGACCAUCGAUCCUUGUGAUUGAUGGCCUGGGCAACGACGACUGGUCGUUCUACGCUGCCGAGACAUACCCUGCCGCUACCUUCUUCAACAUGUCUCCACGAGCACCGUUGCCCACCGAGCACAAGGCCGCAUCGACAUUUCCACUCAGUCCCCCCAAUCAUCACCAGAUUCAGUACACCUCACAUGCUGACAAGUUUCCCUUUGGCGCUGAAAGCUUCACUUCUGUGGUCUACCGAUUCCCGGCCGCAGGGCCCGAAUCCCAUUAUCGCAACAUCAUGUCUGAGGCGCGCCGCGUCCUGAAACCCGGCGGCUACAUUGAGCUUUCGGUGCUGGACUUCGAUCUCAACAACAUGGGGAACCGGGCGCGCCGAACUGUUAGAAACCUCAAGGAGCGCAUCCACGAGAAGACCCCGGAGACAAGCUUAGGCUCGUCCUCGGAUCUUAUGCUCCGUCUUCUCGGCCAGCAGGGCUUUACUGACGUUAAGACGUGCCACGUUGGCGUGCCUGUCGCGAGCGUCGUGGCUCGGGCGCAUGAUGGCAAGAAGUCUCCUGCCAGUGGGCCGAAGAAGCCCAAAGAUCAACGCAGCCUGGCUGAGAUGAUGAACGACAAGAGCGAUGCUGCCGAUGAGAACAUCACCAAAAUGGUGGCCAAGGUUGGCAGAUGGUGGUAUACUCGCUGCUACGAAAGCGCAGUCGGCAGUACAACCGCUCGCAAAACCAUCUGGGCCGACCGCGCCCUCCUUUCGGAAUGUGAAGAGUGGCGCACAAGCCUCAAGCUCCUAGUAUGCUAUGCCAGCGUGCCCGGCAAGGGUCGCGUUGCUAGCAUCUAG